This is a messenger RNA of Populus nigra (black poplar), 1821 nucleotides long. RefSeq lists its product as uncharacterized. NCBI's taxonomy places the organism in Eukaryota, Viridiplantae, Streptophyta, Magnoliopsida, Malpighiales, Salicaceae. The coding region runs from base 224 to 1447 and encodes 407 amino acids. The transcript is spliced from 4 exons. The record is from RefSeq and is a predicted model, not a curated record.
AAUUAAAGUGUUAGCAUGCGCGUGUAGUCGAACAAACAUACCAAACAAACAAAAGACAGAAAGGAAGGAAAGCCCAAGCUGAAAAGCCUACUCAUUGGGGUUCCAGUUACCAAAGAAAUUUGGCCCAGAAUGUACGGACACAACUUCGGCCUGAGAUUUUUUCAUUCAACGAGGCAGAAGGCAAGAGUGCGAGUGUUACUCAGUUGCUGCUGCAGUUUCUUCAAUGGCUUCUCUUUUUAACAAAUUUCAAGAGUUUGUGAAAACUCUAGCCAAAAGUCCCACAUUUGCUAGAAAUCCAAGGGAAUUUCAAUUUGAAACAGACAUGAAUCGUCUCUUUCUUUUUACCAGCUACAAUCGUUUGGGGAAAAAUGCUGAGGAGGCAGAUGCGGAGGAGAUCAUUGAAAUGGCCAGUAAAGCUUCUGUUGCUGAUCAGCAGAAACAGGUUCAAGAAAAUAUCCACUUUCAAAUUACAAACUUCUGCUCAGCUAUGAAUGAAAUUCUUCUUCCUGAUUUGGAAAAAAGAAGCAAGAAGGAUGAAGCUCCUGCACAAUCAAAUGCUGCUCCUCGGCGUAGUGGCCUUAGUUUUGCUGUUGGCAAGAGUGGUCCACCUACUGACCGUCCUGGUGAGUUUAUAACAGCUAUACCUGAGACGAAGCAGUUAAAUCGUAGCGAAGUAUCACAGAGUUUAAGGGAUGAAAUUGGUUACACACUUGAUCUCAAGCCAUCUCUGAUACCCCACAAGGAAGCUGGAGAAGGUUUGUUUUUAAGUGGUGAGGCUGAUGUGGGCACUGUGAUUGCCAUAUACCCUGGUGUCAUAUACAGCCCUGCUUAUUACCGGUAUAUCCCAGGGUACCCAAGAGUUGAUGCCCAGAACCCAUAUUUGAUCACUAGAUAUGAUGGGACUGUGAUCAAUGCCCUGCCUUGGGGUUCUGGGGGUGAAAGUCGCGAAGUGUGGGAUGGCUUAACUGUGCCAGAAAUCAGGUCUAAUGUGCAAAGUGUUGAGAAAGGUCAAGACCGGGUCUGGAGAAUGCUGAGUAAACCUUUGGAAGGUACACGAGUUGGUUCUGUUGGUGAUGUCUUGGAGCGGAGAAACCCAUUAGCAUUGGCUCAUUUUGCUAACCACCCAGCGAAGGGUAUGGAUCCAAAUGUUAUGAUUUGCCCCUAUGACUUCCCACUGACAGAGAAGGAUAUGAGGACCUUUAUACCAAACGUAUCUUUUGGAAAUCAUGAAGAAGUGAAUAUGAGAAGAUUUGGCAGUUUUUGGUUCAAAUCUAGUGCCAAAAAUAGCGUAUCUGAUGUUCCUGUUCUCAAGACUCUGGUUUUAGUUGCCACUAGGGCGCUUUGUAAUGAAGAGGUGCUCCUGAACUACAGGUUGAGCAACACAAAACGUCGACCAGCAUGGUAUGCUCCGGUGGAUGAAGAGGAAGACCGGAGGAGAUGGAGCUAAUGAGUCGUUAUUGAAAGUGGGUUGCAACCUGGACUUUGUAGUUCUUCAAGGAUGCUUAUGUCAGUGUAGGAAUUGUCCCUACAGUUGGUGUACUUGCUUGCGAGAAUUGUUAAAAACAUCUGAAAACCUUUAUUGUUGAAUCUUGAUAUGUUUGGAUUAUAGAAUAGGAUUAAAGUGCUCAAUAGCUUCGUGAUUAAGCCAGGCAUAUCACAUUUUUUUCCGGAGUGACAAGUUUUGAGUUUAUGCUUUGCUUUGUCUUUGAAUUCUCGAGUUUUGUUAUAACCAAAAUAGAUUCCAUAGCGAAUCUUUUCAAGGUAGUAUUCUGCUCCAGAAACUUGGUACUCUACAGAUUGAUGAUUUGUGUCAUCGUUUCA